ACAGACUUAGCGAAUUACACGGAUUUGGACAGUGCCUUAGUUUUAAGCUCUCAGUUAAAACAACAACUGCCAGAAAAUACCCAAGUCGUUAUUAGUGUGUUCAAAAAUGAUUCGUUCUUCAACGAGAGGAACAACGUCUUCGUACCACUCGGGAAAAUCUACAGCGUUAUUCUUCCCGAAAUUCUGGACAACUAUUCCGGACCUAUAUCACUUUAUCACAAAUUGAACAAUCCAAACCAGGAAAAAGAUUGUUCUUAUUGGCUGUACAACGCCCCACAACAUUUGCCUGGUCACUGGCAAAAUUCGUCGCUUGCUAGAAACGUGUUGUCUUUGAUUCAGUGCGACUUUUGGCACACCACUCACUUUGGAAUUCUCAUUCUAGGCAACGGUUACGAAGACUCAGCUGCUCUCACUUGGAUCACAAACAUCUGCUGUGCGUUGUCUUUCAUCGGUUAUUGUUUUGUUUUUCUCACCGCUUUUCUUGACAACAGUUGGAGGGCAAGCGAAUCAAAUAAAUUGUUGCUUAGUUUUGUAUCUUCCGGUGUGUUUCAACUUUUGACUUUUUACAUGUCCAUUGUACUAGGGAAACAACUGUCUAAAAGCGAUUCUCUUUGUGUCUUAGCAGGUCUUAUUCUUCACUACUCCGUUCUCGUUCAGUUCUGCUGGAUGCUAAUCAUACCACAUUUCCAAUACAGGAAGCUCGUUUUUUACAGUAACAAUAAUAUAACAAAUGUGGUAAUUAAAACGAACUUGUUUGCUUGGGGUGUUCCAGUGAUAAUAGUCACAAUUGUGCUACUACAGCAUGGCUAUCACUACUCUAAGGAGAAAAUCGGGUUUUGCUACCCUUCCGGACGAGCUCUUUAUUUUGGGGUCUGGUGGCCCAUUUCAGUCGUCAUAGCGAAUAAUGUUGUCGUAUACAUCUUCAUUAUAGACGCUAUUCUUAACACUCGGUCGGAGUUAAGAAGGCAUGGACCAGAUGACAGUGUUUACCAUAUACGUCGGAUAGGGUCUUUGUUUUUCUUUUUUGGACUAACGUGGAUUUUCGGGUUUCUCGCAGUCGAAGAAAGUGUGAUCUUCAUCUACUUGUUUGAUACUUUGGCCACGUUGCAAGGGUUUGUUUUGUUUCUUUUGUACGUAGUUUGUGACAAAAGUGUUAAGGAAAUGUACUGGAACAAAUUUCAAAGAGCCAAGUACACCUCUAGUGGAAUGCUAAGGUUGGUUUUUUCGUCCGAUUCGAGGUACAGAAGACGGUCUCCCGAGCCCGAAAGUUCACCACUAUUCAUGAAUUAAUAAAGUGUUUUUUUAUUUUUAA
Zophobas morio is the source of this 1312-nucleotide messenger RNA. RefSeq names its product adhesion G-protein coupled receptor G2-like. The transcript has a single exon. The coding region runs from base 568 to 1290 and encodes 240 amino acids. The record is from RefSeq and is a predicted model, not a curated record. Gene Ontology annotation, biological process: adenylate cyclase-activating G protein-coupled receptor signaling pathway; cell surface receptor signaling pathway. Gene Ontology annotation, cellular component: plasma membrane. NCBI's taxonomy places the organism in Eukaryota, Metazoa, Arthropoda, Insecta, Coleoptera, Tenebrionidae. Gene Ontology annotation, molecular function: G protein-coupled receptor activity.